Messenger RNA from Hyposmocoma kahamanoa, 6938 nucleotides. It is a transcript of the gene shn, whose product is annotated as zinc finger protein 40. The record is from RefSeq and is a predicted model, not a curated record. Gene Ontology annotation, biological process: regulation of transcription by RNA polymerase II. Bases 361 to 5937 code for a protein of 1858 amino acids. Gene Ontology annotation, cellular component: nucleus. The transcript is spliced from 6 exons. Gene Ontology annotation, molecular function: DNA-binding transcription factor activity, RNA polymerase II-specific; RNA polymerase II cis-regulatory region sequence-specific DNA binding; zinc ion binding. Lineage: Eukaryota; Metazoa; Arthropoda; Insecta; Lepidoptera; Cosmopterigidae.
UGUGAUCAGCAGUACAACACGCUGCGCGUGUCUUACGUGUUCUGUCGUUUUAUAUUUAAAUAUAUCUAUUAUCUUAUUCGGUUCUAUGUUUACUCUUUGAGAUUUACGCAAUUGAUACUUCAUCAGAUAUACUAAAGACAGUGUUGUGACAUUUAUUAUUAUGUAAACAAAAGUUGAAACUAGUGUAAUGGAACGGGUAAAGGUUUUGCAAGAUGUAUGAGUAACCAAUGACCGCAGGGCAUCCCUGCACCAAGGCGCGCGGGAGGGGCGCGGGGCGCGGCGGACGGGAAGAUCGCUCAAUUAUGGUCCUUCGAAGAAGACUAUCUACCAACUUUUGACGAGUAAAAGGGGGCGGAUACGAUGCCACUCACGCAAGAUAAACGUUUGGAUGAUAACUUCUCUAACAACAAUGAUCACAGUUAUCUUCACAAGAAGUUUAAAAAAAUGGCAACUACAAUGUCUCCGUUAUCCGCCAGUCACCUUAAAGGCGGAGUAAGCAGGCAUUUGGAAACAAGCGUAGCACAUUCUGCUUGCAACACUUCAAUAUCAAACGGCAGCAUUGCAGCAGCUCACCCAGAAAUAGAGAAAAUUAAAGAAAGAGAGCUCGUAAACGUUAUAGAUGUGGAGAACAAUGUACAAACUAAUUUAAAUAAAGAUAGCUGUAGAUUAAGUGAUGUAAAUAAUAUCGUUCAAGUAUCUGGUCAGACCAGUGUUACUGAUGAAUUUUUAAAUAAGACUGAGAAUGUUGAAAAUGAUUUUAUCAGGGAUUCAAUCAAUGGAGGUACAGGAGGGCGUUAUAUUUGCCCGUAUUGUAAAUUAUCUUGUGCCAAGCCUUCUGUUCUUCAAAAACAUAUCAGAGCUCAUACGAACGAGAGACCUUAUCCUUGUGUACCUUGUGGUUUUGCUUUUAAAACGAAGUCAAACUUAUAUAAGCACAGACGAUCGAGAACACAUGCCCUUAGAUUACAGGGUGCAGACGUGUCCUCCAUGAAUGAUGAAGACUUGUCAGGAGGGUCCGAAAGUGACACGUCUAUGCCUUCCUUGUCUAUAUCAGACACAGGAUCAGAACCUUCUAUUAUUAGAUUUGAAAAUUCUAGGCCUAGCGAGUUUUCCUCUCCAGAAUUAACAAGCGAUAUCGCUGUGCCGUUACUAAGCAUGAAUACGUCAUCGGCUGAUAACAGUAAAUCAAAAACCAUAUAUAAACCUAAGUUUCGAGCGGCGUUGUAUCAAGAAAGCGACGAAAGAGAUAAAUUGAAAAGGACGAUUUCGCAGAAUGCGGAUUUCCUUACCGAACAUAUCUCAAAGAUUAUAUCAGACAAUGAAGCUAUUGUUGACGUCAUCGAUACACCUUUACAAAAAAAAUAUGGAAAGAUAAAACAAAUUGCAGAAAGUAAACAAUUUCUGAAUGAAAUAGACAUAAAACAAGAACCAUCUCCACUGAAUUUGACUAAAAAUAACCAUGAAAUGGAGACUCCUUUCAGAAAAAGGUCGCAUUCAGAGACAUUUACUCACAUAGACUACCAUAAACACCCAUUAAAUCCUGAGGGUUCAAUUAUAAAAGAUCUACUUUUGAAAACUAAAGGUAAUGGUUUGGUUCCUGUUGCGGGUGAGAUAGUAGAUGGAAUGGGAUCUUUAUUCGCGUGUCCACUUUGUCAAAUCAUUUACAGAAGUGCAGAAAAUUUGGAAGUACAUAGAAUGUAUUAUUGCAAAGGUAAUGUUGCUAAUAGCAUUGUGUCGUCCACUAACGUUCAAAAAGAAUCUGUUAAAGCGGUUAGACCUGAAAAUGUGUUCGUUAGGAGUAAUUCAAUACAUGUUCGCUUACCUGAAACUCCUUCAGGUGUAUUUCCUAAAGUAAACAGGUCACCACCAUUAAAAAGCAAACCUGACAAUCUGGUGAUUGUGAAGCCGGAUACUAACGAUGUUAUUGCUCCUUUACCGUCACCUGGUCCUUUACUUGGGCACACGAGACUCGUUGACACCAGACCUUCGUCCGAUUUAAAUAGAAAAACUGAAAUCAUUAAAUUAAAGCCAGCACUUAGCCCGAAAAGACGAUUAGACAGCCGAUCGGAUACAUACAGCCCAAGAUCUAUAGAAAAUAUUUCGCCAAGGUCUACAGAUUUGUAUCCACAACCUAAAAUAAGAUGUUUUGAAACAAGUUCUGUAACAUUAAGGCCAAUUGAAGAAUUGUCACCACACAUGAGACACAACACUACGUCGCUUCAAAUGUUUGGCGGAGAAGUAAAAAUAGUAGAUCACUCUGGUGGCACGACUACGUUAAGAAUUGAGCCAAGCAAAAAUCAACUCUCACCCAUUUUAAUUCAACAAAACCUCUCGCCGUCUAAGAUCGCAAAUGAUACGGAAGCAAGCAGUGUUGUAGUAAGGUCUGGAUUACACUCGGGAGGAACUAUUGUUCACAAUCCUCCAACGCCAAAGGAAAUAAUUACCACACCGCAGUCUAAAACACCUCGAAUAUCUAUGGCCAAUGCUCCGAUCAUUUCAAAUAUACCGAAUAUUCAUGAUGUAACACAUUUUCAAUUCCCGCCACUUAGUGCAAUUACAGCGUACAACCCUUUAACCUUACCUCCUCUUAGUCCAUCGUCGUCACCUAGCGGUACAUCAACAAUUUUGCACGGUGGAAAAUUAAUACCUCACGUACCUGGCAUUCCUGGACCUAACACGCCAGGGUUGUUCAUUGGAAAUCCUAAACUUCAAUCAAAAACUGCGAAUAAUGAUAAUAAAACUUUACUUUCACCAAGUGAAAAUGUGCACGGAGGCUUAGUUCAAACAGUAAAAGUGACAUUUGCUUCAAAAUAUGAUUCUAUAAGAAACGUCAAAAGUCCAAUACGCUCACUUCAUAACGAAGCAGAAAAAGGCCAGGAAAACAGUUAUGGAAUUGAAUCACCGCAUCAGAAUAUGUCACCAAUACCGAUAAUAAAAAUUAAAAAUGUAGAUGAUUCUAGUAUACUUCCAAAAAUAUAUUCAAACAACAUCAUUAAACCUGUAAUCGGCAGACAAGAUAUCGCCAUCAAAAGAAAUGCCGAAGGUAUUCCAAGGACAACCAUACUAAAAGAGACAACCACAUAUCCAAUAAAUAAAAUAAAAAACAAAUGUAAUGUUACUUUAUUUUCUAAACACAUAGAUUCCAAACAAGAAGAAAUAAGAAACUUCAACUUUGAAAAUCUUAUAACUAAAGCUGAAAUAUACAACAAUCAAAUUCCAAGUUCAUCCGAGGUUCAAAAGAAUACCAAUGCUCAGGAGUCACUUGGCGUGCCCAUUCAAAACGAACGUUCAGAAACUUCUUAUUUCCAAAAAAGCUCUUCAACGAAGAUCACAGCAGAUGAAAGAAAACCGAAAUUUUUAAGACCGUCAACUUUACCUCUGAAACCUGGAACCUUUACACCAAAAAAACACCAUGGUAUCACUCCCAACGCAAACACAAUGCCUCUGGUAUCUCCUGAAACUCCUCGACCAGCUAAAGCCUAUGGCCAGCUUUAUUUGAAUGGAAAUGCAUACACAUACUUGGGACUGAAAUGUUCUACGAAAGUAUUUUACUGCACAAUUAAUCGCCCACAACCUACUUAUGUUCCAAAUCAACACUUUCUAUCGAUGUACAGUAAUUGGCAGUUAUUAUCGGAGCUGACGCCAGACCCGCUGGGACUGUCAGCAUCGUCUGCUAUGUCUCUCUAUGACUCACGACAUCGACCGCAAAGCGUAGCUGUCGCUGUGAUUAAACAGGAUCUCAUAUUGACACACUCGUCACAGUGGAAUACAAAUUUGAAUGACCAUAAAGAGAUGCUAUCACUCGAAUCGAAAUUGUCUGAAGAUACUAAAGUGCAACAUCCUGAUAACGUACCCAAGAAGGAAUUAACAGGAGGAUUCGAGAGCAAUGAAGAAUAUACUUACGUACGCGGGCGCGGUAGAGGACGAUAUGUUUGUUCCGAGUGUGGAAUUCGUUGUAAAAAACCUUCUAUGUUGAAGAAACACAUUCGUACCCAUACUGAUGUACGACCCUAUACUUGCAUACAUUGUGCUUUUAGUUUUAAAACGAAGGGAAACCUUACAAAACACAUGAAGAGCAAAGCACAUUAUAAAAAAUGUUGCGAAUUAGGAAUAAACCCUAACGAAGGAAAUGACAUAGAAAGCGGUGAAACAGUUCAAUCUGGAGAAACAGAUGAUGACACAGAUACAGACGGUGAUGAAGGAAACGAAGGCGAAACUGAGUCAAGUGACACUGAAGUCAGCAAGUCAAGACUUCCAGAACAUGAAGCUGCACAUUGUUUGUUAUCAUUAGGAGGGUCUAGGCCAGCUACAUCGGCGACACCAGGCCUUAUAACCAGUGCACGGCCGUGUACAUAUCCAUACACUCCAACUGGAUUAGAAAGCACUAGCACUUUAGACUUCAAUUCCGAGAGAUUACAAAUUUCAAGGUGUUCAUCUGUAGAAUCCAGAUCAACUACAGACAAUGAACCAAUGGACCUGAGUAAAAAUGAGGUUAAGCCUUCAGGAAAUAAUUUAACUGAAAUACCCACAGCCAGAGAGUCAAGUGUACUGGCGUCCUUAGCUUCAAAUACAGCGAAGCUCCCGCAGUCUCAAUCACAAUGGCCUAAUGGAGAACCUAUGCUUCACACAUAUUUAACAGAAAGAGCACUUUUCGACUCAAAAAUAAAACAAAGUCAACUUACAGGUAAUCUUAGCAAAGCAAGAAAAAUCGACUUAGAGAAGCCUCUUUUUGUAGAAAAUGGCAGUAAUCAUGUUGCCAUUGUUACGUCAUCCAACAGUCCAAUUCCAUCUACCACAGGGUCUCCAAGAAUUGAUGGGCCGUUAAAAGUGGUAAAUCUUUGUGAAAACGAUAACUCACAUAAAAAUAUGACAAUUUCAAAAGAAGAUAGCACAAUACCAUCUAAAGACGUUUCUGUAACAUUAAAUGUGUCUACGGAAUCUAGACAAAUUCGUGUGCAAAGUACUAGCAAUGCAGAAAACGCAAAGCAUGUUGUUUCCGAGUAUUUGAAACAUGCCAGAAUGAAUUUAACGAAAAACCAUGAUGACAAUCCGACACUUCAAAAUGAUAAUAUGUGUGAAAUUAAUAAUACUAAAAGGACUAAUAUGGAAGAAACCACUAAAGAAGAAUUAAAUAGUAUAGAACACGAUUCUAUGAAACUGUCACCUUUAGAAAUCGACCCUGUUGCUCGGAAAGUUGUGAUUGGUGUAGGCGGUGUCGCGUUCAAAGUGUCCAAUAGAAAAGAAUUUGAAAAUACUUCCUACUCGCCAGGUAAACUUAUGGAAGACGGGCGUAGAGUUUGUGAUUUUUGUAACAAAACUUUUACCAAACCUUCUCAAUUACGCUUGCAUCUAAACAUUCAUUAUAUGGAAAGACCAUUUAGAUGCGGUGUGUGCGCCGUUAGUUUUCGGACGAGAGGUCACCUCCAGAAACAUGAACGGUCGGGCUCACAUCAUAAUAAAGUGUCUAUGACAUCGACAUUCGGAGCGGCGACUUCAUUUAACCCAAGACCGUUUCGAUGUUCUGACUGCAAUAUUGCAUUUAGGAUACAUGGACAUUUAGCAAAACACCUGAGGAGUAAGAUGCAUGUCAUGCGACUUGAGUGUUUAUUUAAACUGCCCUUUGGGACAUUUACUGAAAUCGAACGGGCGGGAGUUAGCCUUACGGACAUUGAUACAACAGACUGCGCCAGUUCGCUCGCAAGUUUGCAGUCUUUAGCUAGAAAACUUCACGAGAAAGAUCCAACUAAGUUAGAAUACCGCGAGCCUUCUACUAUUGGAGCACCUUCUGCUGGUAAGGAGUCAUCUGAUGAUGAAGAAGGGAUUCUGGCUUCGGAGAAAAUGUGUGACAAUGAAAAAGAUAGUGAGAUGAAAAAUAUUGAUAGUAGUGAACAUCAAAGGAAAGAAACGCAAGUUAACUAUAGUGCCACAGAUAAUUAGUGCCAAAAUUAUUCUAAGUAGGAUAUUUUAAUGUGCAAUUUUGUUUCUGUUGUUAAUUUAAGAUGUAAUUAUUCAUACUGGGGUUUGACUCAGGCACGACGUGUGAAAACAAUGAUGCGCUUUAAUUAUACUAUACACAUGUGUAUUUUAAUUCAAUAUAUAAUUGUGAAAAUAUUGUAAAUAUCUCAAUUUAAAAUAAUUUUAAAGUUGUUAAAUUUGCUUCCAUUGUAAGGCUUACUUAUCUGUUAUUGAUUAGUAACUGUUAACUUAUACCUAAACUAAGAAGGGUACAGUUGAUUGCCUCUAUCGUAAAGAAAUUACGAUUCAAUUUUCCUUUUAUGUCUAAAAUUACCGAAACUUUAAAUUUACUGUAACAUUUUGUGGUCCACAUAUAAAAAAUAUUAAAUAUCAAAAUACAUAUUACAAAAUCCUAAAAUUAUAAUCUUGAAUAAGUACCACACACUUUUGUAUGUAUUUUUGUAAAAUAUAUACCUGAUGUAUUUACAUUGAGUAACAACUAACAUCUACUUCCAAGAUCCUUUAUCUUUAAAAACGAUUGGCAUAUCAACUUCCAUAAACGAAAUUUAGAAUAAUUAUACAAUAAUAAAAAUCCUCGAUGAGUCUUCCAUAUCAAAAAAUAGUACUUGUGCUAGAUAUUCGUUUAUAAAAUAGUUGCUCUGCGAAUGGGUGAAUAUUUGAUGAGUGAUUUUAUCUCUGUUGCCUGUAAAGCAAUAGCAAUAUUUCCGUUCAAUAAGUUCCGUGCAUGUUUCCAUCUGUAUCAAUUAAAAGGACAGAAGACUUAUUUUUAAUUCAUUCUGAACUUUUUAUGCCUUAUAAAUUUAUGCAAAGUUGUCGUAGCCCUCUUAAAGUUGUAGAUCAGUCUAUGAUCAACAAUUAAUUUGAAAGUACUAAACUAAAAUUAAGUCCUUAGGUUUUCGCGAUUGUUACACAUAGGAAAUGAAACUAUUUUUCCGGUUUCCACAGUUAACCGUGACCAUGGG